AUGAAAAGCAAACUACGAAAUAUUCUUUUAUUAGAUAUUCCUUUAUUAAGCUAUUCAUUUGCCGGCGGAGCCAAAGGGCAAGACUUUAACCAAAUUUUUUACCAAACUGCGGACACGGUACUCCAUACUGCUUUGGCAAUUAGUUUUCUUCAAAGAAACGAAAACAAAAAAGGCAUUUUCAUUCUCUUAGGAGCAAUUAUUUUUACCCUGCUAUUUGUUAUUUUCUUACAACAAUUAUUAGUGAAAAAGGAAAAAAGAUUUAAAAAAUCCUUAGACCAAGAAAGCCGAAAAAUUGAUAAUUUACUAGACAAUAUUGAAUUACUGAAAAAAAAAGAAUUAAGUCCAGUUUUUUUAAAGGAAGUUAACCAAACAAUGCGUAAAAAUACCAAAAAAAGAGAAAAAGAUAAAUUUUUAAUUGUUGCCAAUGGGGUUUACCCUAAUUAUCUCUUGCCGCGAGCAAUCGGGAUGAUUUUGUUUGCUUUCACUCUGGAUUUUCAAGCCACAAUAGCCACUGACAAUGCUCUUAAACAACUAAAAAGCGUUUUGGUGGCAAUGCGUGGCCUGCCAACUGUUUUGGCUUCUAGCCACCGCUUGGCUAAUUAUUACCAAACAACUAAAUUGCCAGUAAAAGAAAAAACUCCCAAAAUUUGCUUGGUGGAGCCAAUUGAAAAAAUUGAAUUACGCAAUGUCUACUUCCGUUAUCCUAGUCAAAAAAAAUAUCUUUUACAAAAUUACAACCAAGAGUUCGUGGUCGGGAAAAUCACCAAAAUUGAAGGACGAAAUGGCUUUGGCAAAUCUACGAUUAUUUUACUUAUUUUAGGACUGCUCAAACCCCAAAAAGGAAAAAUCAUUAUUAAUAAUCACUACGAUUUAAAAAAAAUAAACUUAGUUCAUUGGCGCAAGCAAAUUGCUUAUGUCUCUAAUCAGACUUUACUGAAAGAAGGUUCCGAAGGAGAAAAACAAAUCCAAGAAUUAGAAGAUGCUCUGCUGAAAGGCAACUACAACUCUGUUGACCCACAAAGACAAAGCCAGGUUUUAAUUUUAGACGAGGCUUGGAACUCGUUGGAUAAAAGUAAUCGCGACCAAUGGAAAAAAAAAGUCGAAAAUUUAACCAUUCAUCACGCAAAAAUUACCAUUGUUGUUGAACAUUAA
Molecule: messenger RNA, 1152 nt
Organism: Entrophospora sp. SA101
Lineage: Eukaryota; Fungi; Glomeromycota; Glomeromycetes; Entrophosporales; Entrophosporaceae
Source: the annotation of a GenBank genome assembly